Phytophthora nicotianae INRA-310 is the source of this 6441-nucleotide messenger RNA. RefSeq lists its product as hypothetical. NCBI's taxonomy places the organism in Eukaryota, Oomycota, Peronosporomycetes, Peronosporales, Peronosporaceae. Bases 20 to 6340 code for a protein of 2106 amino acids. The transcript has 2 exons. Gene Ontology annotation, cellular component: nuclear pore. The record is from RefSeq and is a predicted model, not a curated record.
AGCCAACAGACAAUCUACCAUGAGCGAUAGCCUGUCGCUCGCGGACGCGCCGGCGCUGCGCUUCCGGCAGCUACACCAGGAUCUGCUGGCGUUCGCUGGGCAGAGCAUGUCGGACGAUGAUGCACCGCAGUUCAUGGCGGAGCUGGUAGCUGCCGCGCCAGAGCUGCUGCAGCCGCUGACAUUGGCGCCGCCCAGCGCGUCGGAGCGCGCGGCACUUCAAGCCAAUACGGUAAAUGUGGCCGGCAAGCACGUGGACGUGUCACCGCUUAUCCAGCAAGAGAUAUGCAAGCUCAGCGACGAGUUCCGCGCUAGCGAAAAGACGUGCUUCGAGUUCUGGCUGAUGGCCAGUGAGCAGCAGCAGCGCGAGUGGGUGGAACGCGCGGAUCAGCUACCGCCUGGCACCAUCGCUGACUCGGUACAGAGCGCUGCGCGCUACUUCUUGACUUCAGAGACGGAAUAUAAGCUGCAUCUACUUAAGGAGCUGCUGCGACUGCGACUCGAAACGCGGCUGGACAAGCAGCGCGCGCAAUUCAUCGUGUCGUUCACUAACAAACUGCUGACGGAGGAGCUGCUGACCAACUUAGUGACAGCGUUUGAUAAUCAGCUGGUUCAGCUUGCACAGGUGACCAGAAUGGAGCAGAGCGUAAGUUAUUGGCACACGCUGGUAGCGGAUUGCCUGGUGUUCAUCGUAUCCAGCACGUUGACUUUGGCAAAUGAAGUGCAGAAGCUCGCGGAAUUGCUCAACACACUGUGUGGACGCUUGAAAACUGUGGUGGCUAAGGUGUCGCCGCAUAUUGUGAACCUCUCGUCGUUCGCGCAGCUCUUCGAAGGUGGAUCUCUAGCAGGAACGUCGCCUGAAGGCGCAGUGAGACAGGUAUCCUGCAUGCUGCAGACUAUUACGUCAGUUCAGGUGGCACUUUUCGUCGUGUUGCUUCAGAAAAGCAGGAAAAUGGAUCGCGAAACUGGUGACAUGGAGAUUGGUGUUGCGUUGUGCCGACGGGAGCAUGCUUCGGUGGUGAAGGGGCUCCACCGUAUUUUUUUCGAUGAGGAGUGGGAACAGAGAGGCCUCCAGAGCGUUGCAAUGCUUGCGUGGGCUGGAUUCCUGGCUGGUAACGCCGAUGAUAACAACAGCAACAGUAACGUGAAAUUCGCCGAGGCGGAUGAUGCAACGAGCGUGGUCAAAAAGGCAAUUGAGGAGCGCGUGUUUCAUACGUUGGUUGAAGUGCAGCUGAAGUAUCUGCCAGAUCGAAAGCGUGACCUGCGGUUGUACGACAUUUACGAGCGGAACUUUGAGCUGCUAUUCCGUACCUAUUCGUCCAAGAUGAUGAUCGACGUGCCAACUGUCGCUGAUAAGGCUGCUAUUGCUGCUAUGCAAUCUGAAAGUGACGGUGAAGUAGCGGCGUGGACUGGAGAUUGCCUCGAGAAUAUUAUCGACUUCGCGACGGCGUUGUGUGCUCGCAAUGCAACAUUUUGCUGUUCAUUCUGGCGUGGUUCCAAUGAAGAAUUCGACUUUCAUGACAGCAAUGGCAGCAGCACUGGAAGUAACGCAGGAGAUGACCUACGACAGCCUGAGUCACAUUCUAACAGUAUUGAUGGUGGAAGUUGCCACGAUUUCUUGAUCGCUUGCCGCGAUGCUGCGUUCAAAAAUCCUGGAUGUAUAGCGGCAUAUCUGCGUCUGGUUGCCGCUGCUGGUAACGGACCGGAGUGCGCUCAGCAGGCUUUCCACCACAUUAAGAAGAACCCACAGCAACUUAGCUGGGACCAGUUCUUCGCCGUUAUGGCGAAAUACCAGCGCCUCCUAACUGAUGCUGAGAAACCGGCUGGAUACUCGCCGCUCAUGCCUGGUGGCGUUGCGCAGGGAGUUGGGAUCGACGGUAGCACCUUCAACAGUGUAAGCAGCGCAGCCAAUCCUGGCCCCCGAUUUAUUCGUCCUAAGGAAUUAGAGGCAUUAGAAACCAUCCAGAAGCUUAUUCAGGAAGUGAUUUCGGACCCUCAGCUGGCGCUUAUCUUCUUCCACAACCACGACUGGUCUCCAAUCCCGACGUUUGUGGCUUUCCUCCAGUGCCGCAUUCCCAGUUCGCUCAAGGGUUCAAUUAUGAAGACGCUCGCUGCUUUUGCGCGUGUGCCUGAUAUCGCGCCAUUUGUAUGGCGCCAAGUAGAUGCGUUGCAGAUUUUACGUACUACAGGAGAUAUGUCGGUGUAUGGAAAUCAGGAUAUCAGCUAUGAACUCGAGCACUACGAGUCAUUGAGCAGAACAUACCCGGCAACAAGAGGUUUCGUUACGCUACUCUACGAACUGUUUGAGAAUCCUCACGCCUGGAAGUCAUUUGAGGGUGAUGGCCGCGUUGCUGCGAUCCAGUUUUACUUCGAGUUUUUGCUUGAACACGUGUUCCUGAAAUUUGAUUUGCGGAAGUACGAGCGGGAAGAAGAGAAGUGGGCGCUGGUGAACGGUACUCUUGCCAUUUUCAAGAAAAUCCUGCGGAAUGUGGACACUUCGAUGAAGGAAGGCAGCUUGUCGUAUCAGCUUCUAGCUCGGUUCUUGUCGAGCAACCCGUUGCUUAACAAGGUGCUGUCUAUUCUCUCUGGGGAUGGAGGCGUUGAGAAUCUGGAGAGCACGUCGACGGACAUGCACCUCGAGCACGCAUUCUUUUACUGCCUCGACAUUGUCAAGCGUGAAACGGAGGCCAAGCAUGGUUCGCUGAACUUUGUUAUUGACGUGUCUAAGAAGCCUAGCGACACGUACCUGACUAAAACCACAGCGGUUGCUGCGCUGCGUGAGCGAUGUGUGCAACAUGCACUUGAGAUUGUGGUCUUGGUGCUGGAGAAGGACGUCCAAUUUGUAAACAUCGAUUUGAACCGUCAGCUUUCGCACCGAUUACAAGUGGAGAUGAUGCACACGAUCUUGUGCCGUCAUCGUUCUGACUUCGUGAAUAUUGUCAAGUACAUCAAGUACUCCAAGUCAGCACACAUCCCGCACCUGUCGGCGGUGAUUCUACGUAUGAUCAGUGCGCGUAUGAGUGGAACCGAACUUGUGGACUUACUUAUCGACAGUGGAUCGAGUGCAGACAUCAUGAUCGGCUACAUGAACCGUUUGCUUAACGUAUAUGAUGACGAUGAAAAUGAUCAGGAUGGGAGCGAGGUGGGAACCGCCAACGAGCAAGAUGAGACGGAAUUGGACUCUGUUGCAAGAAGCAGGAAGCGCCAAGACACUCGCACUGUCUCUUCUCCGUUCGAGUUGUUUACCCAAGAGACGCCUCCACCCUCUAUUCGCGCCGCCAUCUUAGACUUGCUGCUUGAGAAUUUGAGCAAGCCGGCGCCAAACUUGGCGCAUUUGCUGCUAGGCAACGUCAACCAGUAUGGAGACUCGAAGGCUGCAGAUGUGCCAACUUCAUACAUGAAGACGGGGCUUGCCGCCGUGAUUACUCUUGUAUCCAACGCAGACUUUGGCUUAGAGACGCCGGAGUUGGCAGAGCGGUGCUACCAUGUUCUCCACAGUCUGAUCACGCAGGAGUUUUCGUCUCCCAACACUAUUGCAGCAUUGGAAAGUGUCCCGAACGACUAUUUCGCGUCCCAGAUCCAGUUAUUCAGCCGUGUCUACCAUGUAACGAGGAGGAAGACGGCCGCUGCUAUGAUUGCUGAGUUAAACAUGCGCGGGUGGUUUUUUAAAACGCUGGCGGUGUACUUACAUGUGGGACUGCACAAGGAGCCUCCGCACAUGAAGAAGAUCAACAAACUGAUGGGACAGUUGCUGUCUGUAUCAGUAGGCGGCCGCAACGAUCGAGCUAUUGCGAGACAAGAACAAAUGCUACUGUUGCAGCUGCUCAACGAGUGCUCGUUCCACAUCUCGCCGCCUCCGGUUCCGACCAACCAACAGGUUGUGGCUUUGGCUGAACAGGUGACAACAGCCGUGGAGCAAGGCUGCUACUACAAGUGGCUAAGGAUUGAUAUCGAGCGCUUCUGUCAGGCACUUCAGACGCUUGAUCUGACUGCAAGUGAGGAUGGAAUGGGUGAUUACUACUCAGCGUCUACCAAGAGGUUUCGUGUGAAUGGUGAUGGUAUAAGCAGUACCAGUAGCCAGAACAGUACCGAGGCCGCGGCGGAGAGAUUCAUCCAGUGGGCCGUGCAGUGGAACAUCUACUCGGAGCGAAUUUCAGCCGAGAGUCACGCACUGAAUUCGCUGCGUGAGCUGAUGGAGGUGAUUGUGUUGGACUACCUGGCGUUACCUCGCGAACAAGAAGGGCUCGAAACACCGGCGAUGUGGCAGGGUCUAGAUGCUGUUGCGUCGGCGGAGGUGCGGCAGGAGCUGAUGAGCGGCAUUAUAUCGGCAGUGCUGAGUAAGCUGACCGAGAAGGCAAGUGCUUCUGCUCAGUUGUUCGAGAUCGUUUCAAGGAUCGCUCUGAUGCUCUUCUCACAGCUCAGCUACAGCGAUGACGGGAGUCAACCGCGUGCACUGCCGGAGAGUCGCCAGCGUCAGAACAUUGGUUUUUUGGAGCUGCUGUUCCGCUCUAUCUACAGUAGCGCUGCUGCAACUGGAAACCCGUCGGCUGCGCGCAACUCCCGGACAUUGUUGUAUUCCUGCAUCGUUCAUGUGCUGCAUGUUCUGCCAAGUCGUGCUGCGCAAGAUUCUGCUUCGAAGUUUGGUCUUGCGAGCUCUGCACUGAGUCAGGAACAGCGUGUUCGACAUCUGCUCACGAACCAGGUCGUUGAUCUGGUUUGCCGAGAUGCAAGCGAUGGCGAGGACACAUUGAGCAUGGCGCUCGCAGUCUCAGCACUGGAGUCUCUGAUCGCUUUUGAAGACCACUCGUCGCUUGUUGCAAUUUUCCGUGAACGUGGCUAUCUCCUGCAUUUUAUCGACAUCUUCAAGAAGCUUAGCGAGAUGGACGCAGCAGCUUUUGAACGCAGCAACGGCAACACAAGUAUGGUGAAAAGCAGUGUGAUUCCGGAGGGAAUGGAUGCUACGACGAUCGGCACGAUGUAUGAGUGCUUCUUGUCGCUUUUUGCGCGGGUUGCUGAGACGCAGGAAGGGGCGGUAGCACUACUGGAAGGUGGCUUGGUCCGUGUGCUGUCUGAUGCGCGCAACCUGCCAACACACCGACCACAGUAUGUGGCUCAGCAAAACGCAGCUCCAUCUGUGGCAGCUUUCCAGCGCGUCGAGGCUGUAUACUAUCGCAAGUGGCUUCCGGUGGCGCGUCUGCUGAGCGCGUGUUGCGCUUCACUGCCGAAGAACCAGGCUCUUACCAACCAGGUGCUUUAUUUCGUGAACAAGAACCGGAAGCUGUUCACGUCGGCGCUUAAGCUGUGUGCUGGUGGUCAGCAGUCGCAGCCGAUUUCAGUGAACCUCCUCCGGGAAUUGUCGUAUGUGACGUUUGUUUUCCGCUACGUGACUCAGUUCCCUGAUCUGUGCGAGCAAACACUGGCGGCGGCGAAGUGGGAGAAGAUUUCUCAGUUGAUUCUUCAGGUCUUCCUGUACUAUAGCGCUGAGCUUGCACCUCCCCGUGAUGAACCUGAUGGAAUGGCUGAUAACAGUUUGUCGUGGUGGAACAACAAGCUUGCGGACUCUGUGGAGGAACAGCGCAAUGCUGCUAUCCAGCGUUUCUCGUGUGUGGAAUGUGACGAUAAGAUUUUGGAGCAGUGUGAUGCCGCGGCUGUGAAGUCCAGCGGAAGUGCUGGCUUACUGCACAUGUCCUUGCUGGACGAGGAGAAGCUGUACGCGUCUCGGAUGAUUUUAUGCAACGCUGUGGCUUUCUGUGCGAGCCGAAUGAUGCUUGCAGUGGGCGAUGGAAACGCCGGUCGCGCGGCUCCGUUGUUGUCCAUCACGAACAAGGCGCAACAACAGAACAGAAACCAGUUCCCGUCCAUGUCUUCGGUGGACCCGCGAGCGUUUGCUGCCGCUACGGACCCGCUGUGGACUCUUGCACCGUCAAUGAACGACUUUACUGCCCGGUUCGACUCUGUUGUAUUUGCUCUGGAAACGAGCAAGCAACUUGCGGACGCUCUUGCAGCUCUGAAGAAAGCAACGGCUUCGGCUCGCUCGAUCUCCGUUACCUCUGCGUCGUCGCAGCAGCGAUCUCUGCGUCGCCGCGAGCACCAGUGUGACACCACGCCAUUGGAGAAUGUAUUGGAGUACCAUGCCGACAGCUUGGCGUUCGUUGUGGAGAACAUGCUUGUGGUGCUGCUGCUUCACUUCGCGCACUACCUGAGUCACCCAGAAGCGGAAUCCAGCAGGAAUGCCAUCCAACACACACUCGGCAAAUUGCUUGGCGUUGUCAGCGACAUCGAGAGCAACCCAUUUGUCCACGCUAUUGCUAGAAGACUGCGCGAGCUGGCGUCGAGCAGCUAGUUAAGAUUCAGGGCCUCGCAUCCAGCAACCUUUUGACGUAUAUACACUAUGUCUGGCCCUGCUUCCUGUCAAAAAAGUUUUCAUUUAGAUUUUGUACAGCA